CUACCUCCUAAACCAUUCAUCGAUAAGGCACCAGUCUAUCAUUUCCGCCAUUGAAUUGCGUCGUGUGCCGUUACGAUUGCUUCCUUCUUGUACUAAGAUACCAUUGUAGUCAAAUACUAGAUAUACAUCGCUACUUCGUUUUACCUCAUUCGAGAAACUUGCACGGUUUUGCCAUAUCAUCUUACAAUUGUAUAGCCACGCAUGGUGACGGCCCUUCAGGCUAUCUUCUUAACCUUUGCCGACUCUCUUCGAAUCGAAUCUCCGAUACCCUGCCUACGAAACUGAUAAUAUCAACACUCUAAAAUAGCCGGAGCUUACUCUCCAAAAUGCCUCCACCACCUCCUCCCCCACCGCCGCUCCCAGGCAUGGGAGGACCGCCACCGCCUCCUCCACCACCCGGAGGGUUAUCACGACCACCGCCAUCGGGCGCCGGCCGAGGUGCCUUACUCACCGAUAUAACGAAGGGAAGAGCCCUCAAGAAGGCCGUUACGAACGAUCGAUCUGCUCCCCAAGUUGGCGGUUCGUCAGGAGGUGGAGGUGGAGGAGGACCGCCUAUGGGAGGAGCGCCCCCUGUCCCGGGCCUAGGUAGGGCUCCUGCAGUUCCAAGUGGUGCACCACCAGUUCCAGGAAUUCCGGGAGCGAAUAGGGCAAGAAGCAAUAGUGAUUUUGUAGGCCGUGAUAGCGGAGCGUCAGCAGAGCCGGCGCCUCAACUGGCAGGCUUGUUCGCAGGCGGCAUGCCGAAAUUGAAGAAACGUGGCGGAGGUGUAGAUACUGGGGCAAACCAAAAUGCAUCCUAUUUAUCCGACUCCGAGUCCUCACCAAAGCCGCCGUCGAUACCGAGACCGCCUAUGGGAUCAGCACCGGCCGUUCCCACGUUACCAGGACGUGCAGUGCCCGCGGUCCCAACGGCAGGCACCCACGCUUCUGUAGCACACCUUAGAAAAAUGCACAGCGAUGUUCCACGACCGAUCUCAUCCGUCUCGCUGUCCUCUUCGAAAGGCCCACCGCCGCCGAUCGGGAAGAAACCCCCUCCGCCUCCCGGAUCCAGAAAGCCUGCGAGCUUGUCGUCACAUGCUCCCCAUCCUCCACCUCUACCCGGGUCGCAUGCGCCGCCAGCUCCCCCGCUUCCGUCGACAUCGGCACCCGCUCCUCCAGCAGCCCCACCUCCACCACCAUCAGCUGCACCCGCACCGCCGCCUCCUCCGCCAGUAUCCGCACCCUCUAUACCCCUGGCGCCGCCCCCACCUCUAGCCGCGUCUCAAAGACCACCUGCAGCGCCGGCACGCUCACAACCCCCACCCCCACCGCCAACUGCAGCACCUUCAAACGUACCAUCACCAAACAUCGCCCUCCAAGCCGCCAUGCGCGCAACUGCAACGGGAGGCCGCUCCUCCCCAACCUCGAUGCCACCCCCACCACCCCCCGCAUCCGCGCCUUCUCAACCGUCACUAACCAGAGAACCAUCAACCUCAAACCGCGCCCGCGCCGGGUCGACCCUGCGAUCAAUGCUAGACCCAAGCUCCUACACACUCGCCCCGAACGGCGGCGGCAGCAACAGCAAAAGCCCAAGCCCGACCCCAACAGGCAGCGGGGUGACCAGCCCGCGCGAGCCACGCGAGCGGUACAUCGUCCAGGACAGCCGCUGGCGCUUCAAAGACGAAGCCGAGUUCCCCAAGCCCCGCCACUUCCACGGCGGGCCUCGAAAGUACCGUGCCGGUCGCGGCAGCAGUGUUCCCCUCGACCUCGGCGCGCUGUAGAGCGGUGUGAGGAGGUGGAGAAGUCGGAGUGCUGUGGCGAGGAUACGGGGGGUUCUUGGGGGGACGGGGGUUGGG
Messenger RNA from Annulohypoxylon maeteangense, 1832 nucleotides. RefSeq lists its product as uncharacterized. Gene Ontology annotation, molecular function: actin binding. The coding region runs from base 327 to 1757 and encodes 476 amino acids. The record is from RefSeq and is a predicted model, not a curated record. The transcript is spliced from 2 exons. Lineage: Eukaryota; Fungi; Ascomycota; Sordariomycetes; Xylariales; Hypoxylaceae.